This is a messenger RNA of Sparassis crispa, 1332 nucleotides long. RefSeq lists its product as hypothetical. The record is from RefSeq and is a predicted model, not a curated record. Gene Ontology annotation, cellular component: RNA polymerase III complex. Gene Ontology annotation, molecular function: DNA binding. Lineage: Eukaryota; Fungi; Basidiomycota; Agaricomycetes; Polyporales; Sparassidaceae. The transcript is spliced from 6 exons. The coding region runs from base 1 to 1332 and encodes 443 amino acids. Gene Ontology annotation, biological process: transcription by RNA polymerase III.
AUGACUGAUCCCUCUGGGAGCGGUGCAUCUGGCUCUACGCCAAGAGCAAUCGCAAGCCUCGCAAAGAAGCAGAACGACGUGACCAGGCUCGGGGCGCACAAGCUCAAGUUCGUGCCCACGUUACCCACCAGGCGGAAGAAAGAAGAUGUCAAAAAAGAAGACGUCGCGGCACCGCCACCCUCUGCAGACCGUGGCAGGGGACGUGGGGAUCGUGGUCGCGGACGUGGGCGGGGGCGCGGCGGGGAGGGCAGAGGGGCGGCGCCUCGUCCCCAGGUGGAAAUGACUGCUAGCGGCCCAUUCGCCAUGGGUCCAGCUAUGGCGGGGACGUCCGCCCGACGUACUGCACCCCGAUCCAAUUUCACGCCCAUCGUCCCACAGGGCCUUGCCGGAUCCACGAAGCUCGGGCAGGGCCUUACACAGACGAAGGCGCCUACGCUGAAGAAGGAGGAGCUGGAUGAGGACAAUGAAGAGGUGUAUUCGGACCCGGACGAGGGAGUGGAGAUCGUUGAUAUGGACAAUAUCAAACUGAUGGAUUUCAUGGCGCCGGAGAGCCUGGCGAGGGAGAGAGCCGCGGGAAAGAAGAAGAAGGGGCCGAAGGUCAAGAGAGCGGAUGCGCAUGUUGAUAGGAAAGGCAAAGGUGUAGCGAAAGACGAGCCGAUGGAGGUAGAAGAAAAGGGCACACCAGAGGUCAACAUGGCCAACGCCGUCGACCUCAGCGAAAGCGAGGAAGAGGAAGAACUGGAAGACAUUAUAGACGAUUUUGCUUUGGCCCAUGACAUGAACGACGACACGAAUAUUCGGCAAGAACGUCUAUAUUUCUUCCAAUUUCCUACCCCCUUUCCGACUUUUGUCUCGGCCUCGACUGAACCACCAGACUCUGGUAUGGCUGAUGACACUCACGAAGAGGAUGGCGGGAAAAAGGUCACCUUUGCUGACGACACUAAGCCUCCAGCACCAAGUGCUCCAGGAACACCUGGUCCGUCUGCACGCGCGAAGACCGAGAAGGAGAAGGAGCCGGAGAAGGAGAAGGAGAAGGAGGAACCAAAAGUCGACGGCGUUAUUGGCCAGCUCGAAGUAUAUCAGAGCGGCGCUGUCAAGAUGCGGUUGGGCAAUGGCAUCGUGAUGGACGUCACCGCUGCAACACAGCCAUCAUUUCUGCAACAGGCCGUAUAUCUCGACCCGACGAACAAACGCCUAUGCGUCCUCGGAGAGGUGAACCGUCGAUUUGUCGUCUCUCCCGACAUCGAGACGCUAUUGACGAGCAUGGAGAUCGCGGAACAACCUGUAACGUUUGAUCUGGGCGAGGACUUGAUUUCCAUGGACACUACAUGA